Molecule: messenger RNA, 381 nt
Organism: Suillus clintonianus
Lineage: Eukaryota; Fungi; Basidiomycota; Agaricomycetes; Boletales; Suillaceae
Exons: 2
Coding region: 1-381 (126 amino acids)
Source: RefSeq, a predicted model, not a curated record
AUGUCUGUCCUCCCUGUCAGUGCCACUUACAGCACUCCUACCACACCCGCACCCGCGCCUGCGCCCACACCUGCAUUCACACCCGCUAAUGUUGGGAACACCGUCUGCUUGUGGGACGACGGCUCCGGAAACCAUUGCGGCGCAAAUAUUAAUCUAUCUGACCUUCGGAUACACCUGCGGACGCACGGAGUAAAGGGGCCGGCAAAAUCCGUCGUGUCUUGCGCAUGGGAUGAUUGCGGCAGAGACCCCAUGAAAAAGGAGAGCAUAAUUCGACAUGUCAAGGAGGUCCACUUGCGGGUAAAACACCGGUGCGGCCAGUGCGGCGCGUCCUUCUCGCGCCAAUCGACACGAAACACUCAUCUCCAAUCACAUACAUCCUAG